This is a messenger RNA of Ornithodoros turicata, 1427 nucleotides long. RefSeq names its product tetraspanin-33-like. The record is from RefSeq and is a predicted model, not a curated record. The transcript is spliced from 5 exons. The coding region runs from base 133 to 1341 and encodes 402 amino acids. NCBI's taxonomy places the organism in Eukaryota, Metazoa, Arthropoda, Arachnida, Ixodida, Argasidae. Gene Ontology annotation, cellular component: plasma membrane.
AUGGACAGCAGCGUGCACUGCACCCGCCGAUCGUGACGGGAAAGAAGAAGUGCGAUGGGCGACAGCGGGGCUUGAAGAAGAAAAACACCCACCGCCGGUACUCGUGCCCGGAGAAGAACAUCACCGGUGGAAAUGGAUUUUAUUCUAUCAGGGCUGAACAGCAUCAAUCGCUUUAUCCCAGACUAUUUCAUCAGGCCCUUCUUGAUCGCCUUCAACUGCUUCGGCAUGUUGAUCACGGGAACUCUAAGCUCCGCCGUGCUUUUGGAAUUCCUAGAGCACCACUACAUUCACACCAAGGGAGGACGAAACCUCAGGAACACGGCGUUAGCCCAAGUGAUCGCCACAGUGGAACUUGGUCUCAUUUCGGUGGGUGUGUCGCUGUUCGCUGUCUUUGCCCUAGGCUUUACGGCCGUCGUACGGAACGGUGAGAGGCUGCUUAGCUUCUACCUGAAGUGCCUCGUCGUUCUCUCUGCAAUGGCUUUCUCCGCGUCGCUUUGUACAGCGUGUUUACCCUUCGUAGCAAGCCCCCUGGUUAGCAGGCUCAUCGGCGCUGACGGCCUGAAGAUGUACGGUAUAGCUCCUGAAUGGGACCGCGCCUUCAACUUGGUACAGGUGAACCUACAGUGCUGCGGCAUUGGUUCAGGCGGUUUCCGAGAAUGGUCGCACAAUGACGCCUUCAAGUGCUCCGCGGAUAACCCGAGCUCAACUCGCUGUGGCGUGCCGUCGUCCUGUUGCAAAACCCACAAAGGUGUCCGUGCCGACUCCAGUUGUGGCCGCGGUGUACAGAACCAGACGGACGCGGUGGCAUGGAAACGUGUCUACAGACAAGGCUGUGUUCAAGCUGCGAUGGACUCGCUCCGUGGCAGGAUGAUUCCGUUAGGAGGAAGUGUCAUCGUCGUUGCGUUGUUGGUAAUCAUCGCGGCAGCUUCGACGAGGUAUAUGAGCAUGAGAGAAGAGGCCCGAAGACGUAAGCGCGACCAGGAAGCCUUAAGUAAAAGCUCAACGCUGCUCUCCGUGGAAAAUCCGUACGCCGUCAACGUGGACUACGGCAGCUCUUCGCACGGUUCCUACGACCUGCAGACAUACAUGCCGGACGUUCCCGUCACCAACCGUUAUUCCGCUGCUCAGCCGUACGUCGAAUGGCCGCCCUUCUACGAGAAGGGUACCCCAUUCCCGGGCAGAUCACUCGAGAACGCGAGGCCGUGGUCUUCGCCGCCUCAGCGACACGUGGAGGGGUACGAGCCGUAUGUUCCGUACCCAACACAGGAAGGCUACCUCGAAAGAACCGCCAGCUCGCCCGUUUACUACAGCCCAACGAAGAGACUCUUAGAAGACAGGUGAAGGCUCAGGGUCCUAAUACUUCGUGUGAAGUUGCCACUAAGCGCCGUUGUAAAGUAUCCCGAGUAAAGUAUCUUCGAAGCAGCCUG